GCUCCGUUUGCUUCCGUUUGAUGCAGUUAUUUAGUCAAAAACGUCACUGGAGACAAUUUCAUAUCAAGUAGCUCGAAAGUCUGGUGUUCUGCUAACAGGUUUCUAACAUAAUCGACAGUUCCUGUGUGCACACUGCCAGCCAAAAUUGUGAAAAUUGUUUGUGUUGCAUUGAAACCGUAGAAUCUUUUCUUUUUUCAGUCGGUUCAUAACCUGAUCCGCCAUGAUUUCGACAAGGCGAAAUUGCCAGUCUGUAAAAUAUCUCGUAGGCUUAGCUCUCUAGAGAUCUGGCGGAUUGUGCAAAAGCAUUUCUUAACAAGGGAUGAUCUGUUGAAUCGUUUGCAUCGAUCGUUGCUGAAAACGUUUCCUGAGUUGGGUAAUGUAAAUUUAUCCUAUACAUUUACCGAUUUGACAGCGCUGCAGUGGGUUUUUUUUUUUUUUGGAAUUUAGCAUCAUCGUCAACGUGCAGUUCAAAGACGGGUUUAUCAAUCUCGGUACAGGAUACUGAAUUAAAAAAAGAAGAAGAAAAAAAAAUCAGUUUUAACACCCGUUAAAAAUGGCCACUAACGAUGGAGAGAAUGGACCAAUGGAGAGUUCCACAGACGACCCACAGAAAAAACAAGGAACAAGAGUUUUCAAGAAAAGCAGUCCAAAUGGCAAGAUAACCACAUACCUUGGGAAGCGUGACUUCAUUGACCACCUGUCACACAUAGACCCAAUCGAUGGCGUGGUGCUGGUUGACCCGGAGUACCUCAAGGAUCGUAAAGUGUUCGCGCACGUCCUGGCCGCGUUCCGCUACGGCCGGGAGGAUCUCGACGUGCUGGGCCUCACCUUCCGCAAGGACCUGUACCUGUCAUCCAUGCAGGUGUACCCGCCCCUCAAGGAGCACCAGAAGCCCCUGACCCGCCUCCAGGAGAGACUCAUUAAAAAACUCGGACCCAACGCCUACCCAUUCUAUUUUGAUCUGCCUCCCAAUGCCCCAGCAUCAGUCACACUCCAGCCUGCACCAGGGGACACUGGCAAGCCCUGUGGUGUUGACUACGAGUUGAAAACAUUUGUAGCUGAUGGAGUCGAGGAGAAACCACACAAGAGAAAUUCGGUGCGACUUGCAAUCCGCAAACUGACAUAUGCCCCCGAAGAGCCGGCCCCACAGCCAAGCGCCGAGAAUUUGAAGGAUUUCAUGAUGAGUCCAGGAAACAUUCGACUCGAAGCCUCGUUAGACAAAGAGAAAUAUUACCACGGAGAAGGGUUAAAUAUCAAUGUUCUAGUAGACAACAACACAAAUAAAACUGUCAAGAAGAUCAAACUAUCAGUGCGACAAUUUGCUGACAUCUGUCUCUUUUCAACAGCCCAGUAUAAGUGUACUGUGGCAGAACUCGAAACGGAAGAUGGUUUUCCGAUCCUGCCCAGUCAGACGGGAUUCUGUAAAGUGUACAAGCUAACUCCACUACUCAGCAACAACCGGGACAAGCGCGGCCUCGCUCUCGAUGGCAAGCUCAAGCACGAAGACACCAACCUGGCGUCAUCCACAAUAAUGUCAGACACCAGUCAGAAGGAGAGUCUGGGAAUUGUGGUCUCUUACAGGGUCAAGGUCAAACUCAUUCUGGGAUUCGGUUCCGGUGACCUGUCUGUGGAGCUACCGUUCACACUGACUCACCCCAAACCUCUCGGUUCCCCGGCGACGUCUCGGCCAAUCAGCAUUCUGCCCCCGGAGAGUGACGCCCCCCUUGAUACUAAUCUCAUACAGCUCGACACAAGCGGAGAAGCAUUCUACGCAGACAAGGAUGACGACUUCAUCUUUGAAGACUUUGCGCGACUUCGCCUAAAGGGGCACGAAGGUGACGACACAGAGGCCUGAUCGUAACCAGUGACAACACCGUGUAGUAGUCUGCCCAAGCUCAAAGGGGGGUAACUCAAGUCACCUGUUGUGGAAUUGGCCUUUUGAGUUAUGCCCCCUCAAAUAACAUUACAUUGGUUGAAUGUUCAAAAGGGGGAAAAAAGGAACAAUUAUGUAAGAUUAUGCUAUUUAUUGAAAUGUGUUCACAAGUUAUAUUACAUGGUUGCAAUGUGUAUUUGUUUUUAAGCAUUAUAAUUGUAUAGUUUUUGUUGUGAAGAUGAAUCUCAUGGAAACAGUGUUGCUUAGUAACAUCAUGCUAUGUUCAUAUUGAUAGUUUUUAAGUGUAAGAGCCCAUUAGACUUAUGAAUAUUAAUGCUCAGUAAUGCUGCAUGUUUUGCAUAAUUAUCGAAAAUCCUUUUAUCCUUUUUUUUUUACAUAUAAAGAACUGCCAACAAACCAUACACAGUAACUGGCCCCAGUCUCCAAUGGUAAAAGUAAAAAAAGCCGUCGGCCUUAAGGUUGGUAGGUACUGGGUUUGCAGGUCCAGUCAACCAUUUGUCACUAAUAUCAGUCAAAAUCGUUUGAAAACAUUUAUAUAAAAAACGGCUGCCUAUAAACAUAGAUAGACCUGGCUCAAAUCUAGAGUGAAUUUUAACAGUUUGUUGAGGAGGUGCAGGGCUUGCUCUGGGCGGUCAGGAAAUUUUGCCAAAUUAUCUUUUAAAGAAUGCAAAACCUUUAGCUAUUUAAAAAAAAAUUAAAAAAUUAUCACACAAUUUUUGUUUUGCCAAUUUAAAAUAAAAUUUGCCAACUGUUCUUAAAAUUUGCAAUUGGUGAAUUUGGCGAGUGGCAGAGCUAUUUCUGAGGUGUAAGGCAUCUUCACCAACUUCUCUCUUGCUGACACUAAUCACUAACCACUAAACCUAGUUCUUGAUCGACAGGCCAUCGACAUUGAAUGGAUGUGUCCAGGAAACCCUGCUUGAGCAUUAAUUAGCUAGCAGCAUGGACAUUUUUUUUUUAUUAAAUAAAAAACCACAUAUCUCAGGACAGAGUAAUUUAGAAACUGGUUUUACUGAUAUAAUAAUGUUAAGUGGUAUCCUAACAAACCGGUGGGUUACAUGAAUUGCACCCAGUUUGGUAUUGUCAAAUAAGCAAUUGUCUGUACAGUUAUCAAGUGGAUGAGUGUAUAAAACAGAUCAUGCUUUGUGAAUAGCUGUGUUUGUUAGUAAACACUUAUUCUAAGUUGGCACAUUUGUAAGAGCAGCUUUGAUUGGAUCUCUACUCAAAUCCAUGGUAGUAAAUUCAAGUCAUUUGUAAGAGCAAAUUUUAUUGGAUCUCAACACAAACUUGUGCUAGUUGUAGUAAAUUCAGCACAUUUGUAAGAGCAGAUUUGAUUGGACUAAUACUAAAAAAAGCCAUAGUAGUAAAUUGAGCACAUUUGUAAAAUCAAAUAUGAUUGGAUAUUAACUCAAAUCUGUGGUAGUAAAAAAAUUAAAACUCUGAUUGCAAAUGUGUGAGAAAUGCUUUGUAAUAUUAACCACAUUAAAAAAUAACGAAAACCACAACUAAAUAAAAAAGAAAUCUUUACCAGCACAUUGGAUAAUAACCAGUGACUACUUUAAGACGCUAAAUCUUAAUAAACGAUGACUUGCUAAACUGUUAUUUAUUAUCUGGCUUUAUCCACUUACAUAUUACACUAUGCACAUGCAAAAUCGGCAGCUUUACUCUUGCAUUCAGACUGAUAUUAAUGUACAUUUCUCUCCAGUUAAGUGAUUGUUUUUUUUCUCUAUGUUGAGAUUUAAAAAAAGAAUUAAUUAAUUUCCAGGCAUCGAAAUAGGCCUUGUGCUUGGUAACCCAUAUACGGGUUGCCAUAAAUUACUGGCCUGCUAACAUGUAGGUUAUCACAUACAGUGAAACCCCUGUAAACCGGACACCCUCAGGACCAAGUCAAAUGUCCAGUGUUAAGAGGUGUCCAGUUUAGACAGAUUAAGUUCUGUACUGAUUUUUUUUUUAAAAGGACUGUAAAACAUCCAGUUUUGGGGGAAUUCUGGUUUACAGAGGGUCCGGUUUUGAGAGGUUUCACUGUACAUGUAUCUAUGGAGUAAACAUUUGCCAUUAUUUCUUCACAAAUACACUGAUACGAUGUUAUUCAUUCAUAAUACUGUCCUCAUAGUACUCAUAUAAAUGUGUGUAAUUUACAACUAAAAACACAAAAUUUAGAGUGUGGUACUUUUUUUUUUUUUAAAUUUGGUGCAGAACUAAGUACCGUUCUCGUCUUUCUUGACAUGUGGUAACCUCCUGGUAACCUGAACGACCGUUCUUGACUUACUUGAAAUGUGGUAACCUGAAUGACUGUUCUUGAUUUUUUUAACAUGUGGUAUCCUGAACGACCGUUCUUG
Messenger RNA from Gigantopelta aegis, 4230 nucleotides. Its product is annotated as arrestin red cell-like. Gene Ontology annotation, biological process: signal transduction; G protein-coupled receptor internalization. Bases 554 to 1855 code for a protein of 433 amino acids. The transcript is spliced from 13 exons. Gene Ontology annotation, cellular component: cytoplasm. The record is from RefSeq and is a predicted model, not a curated record. NCBI's taxonomy places the organism in Eukaryota, Metazoa, Mollusca, Gastropoda, Neomphalida, Peltospiridae. Gene Ontology annotation, molecular function: G protein-coupled receptor binding.